Messenger RNA from Onychostoma macrolepis, 2420 nucleotides. RefSeq lists its product as uncharacterized. The coding region runs from base 453 to 1835 and encodes 460 amino acids. Lineage: Eukaryota; Metazoa; Chordata; Actinopteri; Cypriniformes; Cyprinidae. The record is from RefSeq and is a predicted model, not a curated record. The transcript is spliced from 3 exons.
AUUAGCCAGUGAAGCCUUACCUGCAUCUAAAUCUGACAACAUGAAACAAACUUAGGUUGUCACUUUUCCAGUGAGGAAACAUAAAAGUAUGCAGUAUAUUUCUUAAUGCCAUUUGAUUAAAGACCAUCUCCAUCUCAGUAUAAGACAGUUCAACUUCACAUAUAGUAAAUACAUUAAUAAAAAUGUUUUGGUGACAAAAAAUAUAGGAAGCUUGAAAAGCAGGAAUCAAAGUGAAACGGCAGCAUCUGUUGGUCAUAAAAUACAAAUAAAUAGGCUAAUGAAAGAGAUAAUAAAAUGAAUAAUAAUUCAUAAUUAGUCCAAAAAAUUAAAUUCUGUCACAAUUUACUCAAGUGAACUAUCCAUUUAAUGAAAUAAAGAAAGCUUUUGCAGGCAGAUUGUCUUUUACGUUUUUUCCUCUUUUAUUUUAGAUUGAUUGCUAUGCAGUCAAUAGUAUGUCAGAUGAGCAACUACUGACAUACGUCCCCAGAUUUGGAGACCGGAUAGCAAUAAGGCAGUACUGCAGAAGAGAAGUAGCUGCAUUAGAUGGAAAUACCACAGUAUCUAAAGCCACAGAAAACCUCAUGGCAAAAUUGCAAGGAAAGCGGGACAGAAAGAGGAAGUAUUGUGAUAAUCGUUCAGAAAAACUCAGUGGAAACACAAAUGCCCAAAAAACUGAGCGAAGUUACCAAAUGGGACUGUUUGAAGAGGUCCGUGGCUCCUUCAUCCAAAUCAAAGAAAAACGAGGUGGUGGAACCAGACACUUAAAGGCUUUAAAGAGUGCUACCAUGGCAGAACUUUUGGAGUGUGGCAAGGAGCUGUUCUUUCCAAAUGGAAAAAGUAAAAUAGGGUAUGUAGAUGAAUUUGAGCUGAAAUUAAGAGACUUCACAGAAGAAGAAGUAGAUCCACAAACAACAUUAUGUGAACAAUAUGAAAUGAGGAAGGUAAAGAUACUGAGACUGUAUCUGUCUUGCAAGAGGACAGACACAACUGCAAGCACAAGCAUUCAAAAAGUAGAUGAGUAUGUAACUGAUGGUCCUUCUACCUCUGCCGUGCCAUGUGAAUGCGAUGAAGAACCUGUUGCCAUAACUGAGGACAACAAUUCCAUCAUAGAUUCAUCAUUUUUGUCAGAAGAUGGUGUAGUGAUCAUAGAACCAGGUAUAAUGAAUGUAAUGCACAGUUCAAUUUCAAUUGAUGAAGAAGUUCAGUUUGGAUAUACUGUUUUGCAAGACAGUACAAUACUGGAUGACACUCUGCCAAUGGACCCUCCUGAAAUAGUGCAAGAUGAGCCACAGCCUACCAAGUUAAGGCUUCGCAGGGGAAACAUUUUCCAAGAUCUUAAUGCAGCUUUCACAAAUGGCUUAAUAUCUGUCAAUGACUGUCAUGUAGAAACUGAGAUGGUUCUACCUAAUGGUAGCACUGAGAAAGGAGAAGACAAUGGUGGAAUUCUCAGAGAUGCACUGAGUGAGUACUGGGGUACUUUUUUCAUGAAAUGUACAGCAGGAAGCACAUUAAAGGUACCCAUGACAAGACAUGAUAUGAAAGAUGAAUGGGAAAACGUAGCUAAAGUGAUGGUUCUUGGUUACAAUACUGUCCAAUACUUUCCCAUUGUAUUGGCCAAGCCUUUUCUGUGUUACUGCCUUGGACUUGAAAUUAACGAGGAUGAGCUCUUUACAGCAUUUUUGGAGAUAGUUCCUCAAGAGGAAAAGCAGCUUGUUGAAGAAGCAAUGAAAGACUUUACAUGUGUCUCUGAAAGAGAAGAAUGGGUCGAAUUCUUGGAAGCUCAUGAUGUGAAACUUGUUAUCACAGAAAAAAAACGCCAAGCAGAUCUUACUUGAUGUGGCACACAAAGAAAUUGUGCAAGAUCCAGCUUACAUAGCAGAGUGUUGGAGUCCAGUUUUGAAAGAACUGAAACUGCCACCAGGAGGACUGAAUGAACUGAUGAUCAGCCUUACUCCAACAGCUAGGAAAGUUGUUGCCAUACUAAAACAUGAAACACUGAACAACAGAGAAAGCCAGAUCAUGGAUUAUCUGAAGAGGUUUAUCAAUAACUCCAGUGAUGUUCGGCUCAGGAAGUUUCUGCGUUUUUGCACAGGAGCUAAUCUCCUUGUUGCAAAGUUUAUUCAUGUCCGGUUCGUUCAGCCAAAGAGUUGCUUCACAAGAAGUCCCCAGUCACACACCUGUGGAUGUGUGUUGGAAGUUCCAAAUAAUUAUACUUCGUACCUUGAGCUUGCAGAAGAGUUUGCAAAUGUCCUUGAUGCAAACAUAUGGGUGAUGGAUAUUGCAUAAAGGUGGCCAGACAGUAUAUGCAGCAGCAGCAGCAGCAGAACCAAGUUAUUCCAUCUUGUAUUAUUUUAUUGAUACAACACAAUUGUUCUAAAAAAUGUUCUUAAUUUUACAAAAGCAAUAAUGUUAAAAGAUUA